GCAAUAACAGUCAUACGGUAUAUUCACUUCACUUCAUCAAAGCACUAUGACACCUGAGGCUUUAACACCAGCUACAGAACAGCCUCUUAUACUGCCUUAAAACACUCCUUUGAUCUUCUUCCUACCAUUCAGCUAAUAUUGUUGAAUACUCACAAUCCUUCUCUUAAUACAAACCACCCGUCUGAUUUCAAUAUUACGGGUUUUGGCACCGCGAGACUUUCAGCCGCAGCGCUACCCCAUCUGAGGAGGCGCGCAGUGGUCGAAAAUUCACAGCUUCUCCGUUGCUCUUGCACUAACAGUUCGUACCUAGUCUCCAGCUCCGUCUAGGUUUACAUCAGAUGGGCAAAGAAAUUACGUGCCCCUACAUCAUACCACCAUUUACAUUCUUAUUCACCUAUGAUCACUCUUGGUGAGAAGCAGAGUGUUGGCAGAAAAUGGUCUUAGUAUCACUCGAGAGAGACAGCAAUGGCAACACUAGGUUCCGUGGGUGCACUAGUAUCCGCGAUUUUGAAUUCUUGGGUAAACUUGGUGAAGGUACUUUUGGUGAGGUCUACAAAGCAAGAUCAAAAAAGGACAAUACCAUCGUUGCUCUCAAAAAGAUACUCAUGCACAAUGAAAGAGACGGGUUCCCCAUAACCGCUCUUCGUGAGAUCAAACUUCUAAAAAUGCUGUCUCACACUAAUAUUCUACAUCUUAGAGAAAUGGCAGUAGAACGGAGUAAAGGGGAAGGACGUAAGAAACCAAGCAUGUACAUGGUAACCCCAUAUAUGGAACAUGAUCUUUCGGGCCUCCUAGAGAAUCCGGCUGUUCAUUUCACUGAGGCUCAAAUCAAGUGUUAUAUGCUUCAACUCCUCGAGGGACUCAGGUAUUUGCACGAGAAUCGUAUUCUGCACCGUGAUAUGAAAGCUGCCAAUCUGCUCAUCAGCAAUAAGGGCAUACUUCAAAUUGCUGAUUUCGGGUUGGCUCGACCAUACGAAGAACCCCCUCCUCAGCCCGGUAAGGGCGGAGGCGAAGCGAGAAGGGAUUAUACUACGCUCGUAGUGACCCGAUGGUAUCGCCCUCCCGAACUGCUUCUUCAACUCCGGCGGUAUACGACGGCAAUAGAUAUGUGGGGUGUCGGAUGCGUUUUCGGCGAAAUGUUCAAGGGAAAGCCGAUUCUGGCUGGCAAUAACGAUCUCAAUCAGGCGCAACUAAUUUUCGAUCUCGUAGGUUCACCUACAGAAGAAAGCAUGCCAGGGUGGACUUUACUACCAGGGUGUGAGGGUGUGAAGAAUUUUGGGAACAGACCGGGCAAUCUAUGCGAAAUAUUUAAAGAUCAAAGUGCCACUGCGAUAUCAUUGCUUAGUGAGCUUUUAAAGCUCGAUUGGCGGAAACGAAUUAAUGCGAUGGAUGCUUUGAAACAUCCUUACUUUUUUAGCCCACCACUUCCUGCGCGGCCCGGUGAGUUGCCUUCUUUUGAGGACUCCCACGAGCUUGAUAGGAGAAGGUUCCGUGGUCAAAGAGCACCUUUGCCACCACCGGCACCCGCAGGGGGCUCUAUAGGAAUCGGUGGACCGAACGGAAGCUGGGCAACAAGCUCUGGAAACAAAACGGGCGUCGAUGGUAAAAAUAGUCGCCUUCCAAACGCCAUCCGUGUGGGUUGGAACAGUGGAACACAGGGAGUCCCUCAACAACGCUCUCUCGAGAAUCGCAACUGUGAGAUGCAUACAGCUCGGUCGAGAACAGGUGUGGAGGAGCCCAGCCAAGGACCUUGGCAUAAGAGUGGGCUACCACCUCGGCCGCCCACAUCAAACCACCAGACAUGGGCCUCGGGCAAUAUAGGCAGAGUGGGACGAGACAGGAAUCACCAGGGUCGAGGACGGCUUGAAGGAAACCUAGACUCAUAUGUUCCAAUUUAUGAUGGAAGCGAACGUCAUUGGGAAAGGGAUCACAGUUCGAAUAACAGUAUGGAUCGACGCGAACUCAACAAUGACCAGGCCCAUCAAGUCAUGCGCAGGGACUCUUCGCGAGAGAACUUUCCAAGACGAAGAAGCCGGAGCCCUAACUUAAGAGAAGGACCUCGUGAUGUGGCUAGGGCAUUCCAUCGCAGAUGACUAGUCUCGUAUGCUAAAGGAUUAAGUGUCACCCUGCAGUCUCUGUACUAGUAUUCUCAAUAGUUGGGGAAUAAGUCUUCUUACCCGCCACAUAAAAGCAUGAGUCCAGGUUACUUCACACAGAAUGAUCAAAAUACUCAACUAAGCGGCUGAGGGUAGUGUCCACUGUCCUCUAUCGAACUUCUGGGAAUUCUAUAGCGUGUCAGUGCUAAGACGUUAAUUACAUCUUUCUGAAGAUUUAAGGG
Messenger RNA from Aspergillus ibericus CBS 121593, 2338 nucleotides. RefSeq names its product CDC2/CDK family serine/threonine-protein kinase. Gene Ontology annotation, cellular component: nucleus. Gene Ontology annotation, biological process: protein phosphorylation. The coding region runs from base 435 to 2093 and encodes 552 amino acids. The transcript has 8 exons. Gene Ontology annotation, molecular function: cyclin-dependent protein serine/threonine kinase activity; ATP binding. The record is from RefSeq and is a predicted model, not a curated record. Lineage: Eukaryota; Fungi; Ascomycota; Eurotiomycetes; Eurotiales; Aspergillaceae.